UGAAUCUCUCCACGUGAUAGCGCGCACGCGUGCCCGCCGCUUAGCGUGAGUGCGCUUUCGCGCGAAGGUAAUAUGUCUUUACAAAAGGAACGAUCAGGCUACGUUUGCGUCUUAUAAAAACGAGACGCAAAAGUUUGGUCGGAAAAGAUACGACGGAUCAGUUCCUGGCGUGUCGUGUUCUUGAAUCUCGUUGAAUUUCUUCUUAUUUUCUUGAAGAACCUUAUUUUUAAAGAAUAAAUUUGUUUUUAAAGAGAUAAUUACGAUGCUAUAGAAACAUUUUACAAGUAAUUAAGAUAAAAUCGAAGUUUUUGUGUUUAUGUAACGUCUGGUGAAAACAUAUUUGACGAAAAUGAUAUUGGGUCAGAGACAAGAUUUAUUUUAAGAAAAAUGAUGGCGCGCAUUUGAGAUAACACUUCAAUUCCAAUAAAUUAUCGGACCUUAUACGUUUUAUCUUAAAAAUUGGCAAACUACUCAGAUAAUCGACACAUCUUUGCGCUUUAAAUCUCUUCUCCCCGUCGCAUUUAAUUAAAUUAUUCCUUCGUGCGAGUGUUCUUUAACUCCGAGCUUGAAAACACAUCAUGAUCGUAAAUUAGCGUCAUGAUUAAAAUGUGUAAGAAGCUCUGUCUUCCAUAUGUUUCUCACGUAACGCCUAAUACUUCGUGUAAACGUUAUAAAUAAACUGAACCGCAUACACGACGCAUAAAAAUGAAGCUGCAGCCCGAUGCAACCUUCAGUAGGAGAGCUCCGUGGCAGCAGUUCGAGUGCACUUCGUAACUAAUCCUAACGAUUAUCUCCGAACAAUAAAGAUACCGUAAAAAGUUCCGGAGGCUUACCUAAUUCGCGUCAAUUGCACAUUGUCAAGUCAAUUGCACAUUGCAAAUUUACCACUUCGCUUCGUCGCGUUGAUGCAGCAGCAAAAUUUCUUCGCGCUGUUCAAGGUCAGUCGCGUCAAUCAUCAAUGGUUAACUAAAUUUUUCCGUUCCUUUCUGGGUCACAGUUUUGAGAAUAGAGAAUGAAGAAUGUAAAGUAGAAAAGAAUAAAUUUAGUUUUAAUGCAGAAAGGCUGAAAUAUAAACAAAAUAAAUUGAAAUAUAUUACAAAAUAUAUCAAAUAUAAAUAUUUAUGACGUUCAUAUCUUUUUUCGUCACUAAAAUCAGCUUUAAAAUAUCUAAUUAAUUUUAUACGAGACAUAUGAGAUUAUACCUUAGAGUUUAGGAUUGAUCGCGCUAUUAAUUAAUAUUAAUUGACCGCUGUUGAUAGGCAGGACUAGGAUCCAGAAAGGAGCAAGGGUCAAGUUAGUUAAUCGACGUCGAUGAAAUUGGGGGCUCUCAGUUUACUACAAAUAGCUCUAAUCGACGUUUGCUACGACCUGUUCUAAAGCGCGGAGGCUGCUGCAUCAGAUUCGUCGUCCCGUUCGUAAAUUAAAGUCAGGGGAUCGAAAUCGGUAUAAUUUCCGGUAUAAUUUCGGUGAGUUCGAAUGUCAGUGCGCGAAAAUGAUGUCUUUGGUCGCUCCGAGAGACGCCGAAUGCGCGCCGUAACCGAAAAUUGAAUUCGCCCAUUAAUUAGACCGGUCUAGUUAGACCGGUUUCGAUUACUCUGAUUAGGGCCUCGCCUCUCUCGUCGGGCUGCGGCGGAUUCUACGUACGUGACGAGAGAUGCGAUACGCGUCUAAGCUGCUCGGCGCGAAGCCGUCAGAUCUCGUCAUCCAGGGCCUGCAAUUCCGGCGUAUCGUCCCGGAGACUUUCGAGGACGACGCUUCCACGUGCACCAGCUAUGACGACGUGGACGCGGACGAUCCCGGCUAUUAUCGGCAGCCCAGGAGGCCCCAUUGGGCGAAUAAAAUGGAAUUCGUCCUCGCCUGCAUAAGCUACUCCGUCGGUCUUGGUAACAUCUGGCGAUUUCCUUAUUUAUGCUACAAAAGUGGCGGCGGUGUGUUCCUCGUGCCUUACUUUUUAAUACUCAUAGUAUGUGGAGUACCAUUGCUGUACAUGGAGCUUAGCAUCGGACAGUUCACUCGUCGCGGCCCAAUCGGCGCCCUAGGUCAAGUGUGUCCUUUAUUGAAAGGAGCUGGUCUAUCGUCAGUCGUAAUAUCGUUUUUAAUGUCUACCUACCAUAAUGUGAUAAUAGCCUACGCAAUUUACUAUUUCUUCUCGGCAUUCCGACCAGAGCAACCAUGGUCACGUUGUGACAACUUAUGGAACUCGCCGCGCUGCUGGCUGCCCAGUUAUGGAUCCAUCGAUAAUCGAACUCGACCGAACCUGACAAGAACACCGUCCGAGGAGUUCUUCGACAACAAGGUCCUGCAAAUGAGCAGCGGCAUCGAAGAACCGGGAAUUUUGAGAUGGGAGCUCGUGGCGUGCCUGAUAACUGCGUGGAUCAUGGUGUAUUUUUCCAUCUGGAAGUCCAUUAAGUCAUCGGCGCAAGUGAGAUACCUGACAGGAACGCUGCCUUUCCUCCUAAUCGUGCUCUUCCUCACGCGAUCCCUCACUCUGGAGGGCGCCGCGAAAGGUCUGCAAUUCUUUUUUCAUCCACGCUGGGAAUUGCUUGGCGAUGCAAAGGUAUGGGUCAACGCUGCGGCGCAAGUCUUCAAUUCUGUAGGGAUCGCCUUCGGCUCGAUGAUAUGUUUCGCGAGUUACAACCGAUUCCACAACACGAUUCUCGUAGAUACCGUCGCCGUUUCGCUCAUAAACGCCUUCAGUAGUCUACUGGUUGGAAUAUUCUCGUUCGCCACGAUCGGCAAUAUAGCGCUAGAGCAAAACAUGUCCGUCGAAGAUGUCCUAACCGACGGACCUGGUCUAGUCUUCGUCAUCUAUCCGCAAGCGCUAGCCAAGAUGCCAGCUUCUCAACUCUGGGCUGUGCUCUUUUUCUUUAUGCUGGUCUGCCUUUCGUUGAACAGUCAAUUUGCCGUUGUUGAAGUGGUCGUUACGUCGAUCCAAGACGGUUUCCCGAAUUGGGUGAACCGUCAUCUUCUCUGCCACGAAGUGCUGGUCCUCCUCAUAUGCGUCGUUUCGUUCUUAUUUGGACUGCCGAAUAUUACGCAGGGCGGUAUUUAUUUCUUCCAACUAAUAGAUCAUUACGCCGCUUCGAUGUCCAUCAUGUUCCUGGCGUUCUUCGAAGUGAUUGCCAUCUCGUGGCUCUACGGCGUGCGGCGGCUGUGCAAUAAUGUCAAGGAGAUGACCGGACGCUUGCCAUCGAUGUACUUCCGGUUCUGCUGGUUCCUCGCCGCGCCUCUUCUCAUAAUGGCUGUAUGGGUGUUCAGCUUAAUUGAUUAUGAGCCACCGACCUACCACAACGGUGAUUAUACGUAUCCAUGGUGGGCAGAAGCGAUCGGAUGGGGCAUCGCGUCUCUCUCCUUAAUUUGCAUUCCCGCUUUUGCCGUUUACGUAUUCGUUAGAGCGGAUGGUGCCACGUUUGCCGAAAGACUCAAAAAUUCCAUCAAACCGCACUUCGAGGCGUGCAAAGUUUGCGGACAGGAAUACUGCGUGGAGGCCAUGCACAAUCUGCCAGAGGACAUGCUCAAGGAGCCGCAAACAGACGUGGAUACUUCCAUACAACUGAAUUCGCACUACCUGCUGAAGCCUCAGAUGUGAUAACGUGGACUCGCAGAAACGAUCAGCUUUUUACGGUUACACUUAAUCCACGAAAUAUGAAGUCACUUUGAGGAAUAAUUAUUAUUUAACAAGACACGUUCGCUCGCUACUUUUAUCGUCGGUCAUCGUAAUCGACAGCCGUCGCGGCAGUCAACAUUCCAUUAUUUAUAGCCUUGUUACAAAGACGGUGAUCACUUGCGAAAAAGUCAUUAGGAUAAAAGUAUAUCUUCUUGUAAACUGUUACUCUUUACGCCAUCGUUAUGUGAUAGGCUAUAGACAAGCACUGAAUCGACGUAAUAGGAAUAUAUUUCUGUAUAUCGCAGUCGAUACGCAAUAUAAUGUGUAUAACAUUGUUAUAUCAUAAUUUUAAUAAAUUAUUAUAUAGUUA
Molecule: messenger RNA, 3977 nt
Organism: Temnothorax curvispinosus
Lineage: Eukaryota; Metazoa; Arthropoda; Insecta; Hymenoptera; Formicidae
Gene: ine
Product: sodium- and chloride-dependent GABA transporter ine
Exons: 11
Coding region: 1655-3589 (644 amino acids)
Biological process (GO): sodium ion transmembrane transport
Cellular component (GO): membrane
Source: RefSeq, a predicted model, not a curated record